Messenger RNA from Ruditapes philippinarum (Manila clam), 3867 nucleotides. RefSeq names its product kinesin-like protein KIF16B. Gene Ontology annotation, molecular function: microtubule binding; ATP binding; microtubule motor activity. The coding region runs from base 117 to 3821 and encodes 1234 amino acids. Gene Ontology annotation, biological process: microtubule-based movement. The record is from RefSeq and is a predicted model, not a curated record. Lineage: Eukaryota; Metazoa; Mollusca; Bivalvia; Venerida; Veneridae. The transcript is spliced from 31 exons.
UGAUACGAAAAUGGCGGAUAGUAACACAAAAUUUUGAGGAAGUGCGCAGUUUUAGCAUUCUUUCCUUUAUUAAUCCUUCAAAUGGCUUAAAAGUUACGCAUUGACAGCAGACAAAAAUGACGUCGGUCAAGGUUGCAGUGCGGGUGCGACCGUUUAAUAGAAGGGAGAUUGACAUGGAGAGUAAGUUCAUCAUACAGAUGGAUGGAAAGAAAACAACAAUUACCAACACUAAGAUGGCAGAGGAAAAGUUAGAUGGUGUUUCCGAGACAACAAGAGAGGCAAUGAGAGUUAAAGAUUUUACGUUUGAUUUCUCAUUUUGGACUGUUGAUAGGGAUGAUCCAGAAACUUACUGUGAUCAAGAAAAAGUGUACAAGUGUUUAGGUGUUGAUGUGGUUGAUUCAGCAUUUGAAGGUUACAAUGCCUGUGUGUUUGCAUAUGGACAGACUGGCUCAGGGAAAACAUAUACAAUGAUGGGACCCCCAGAUGAUGUUGGAUUGAUACCUCGUAUUUGUCAAGAAUUGUUUAACAGAAUGACUGAUCAUGAGACAACAAGCUACAGGACUGAAGUCAGUUAUUUAGAAAUAUACAACGAGAAAGUUCGAGAUUUGCUCAAAGUUACAAACACCCACAAUGUUGUCCAUAAUCUCAGGGUUAGAGAGCAUCCAAAAGAUGGUCCCUAUGUCCAAGGUUUAUCCAAGUAUAUUGUUCACAGUUUUGGAGAAAUACAAGCGUUAAUGCAAAAAGGAAAUUCUGUCAGAACAACUGCAUCAACCAACAUGAACGAUGUUAGCAGUAGGUCACAUGCUAUAUUUACUAUUGUCUUUACUCAGGCAACUAUAAAAGAUGGUAUACCUAGUGAAAAGAUGAGUAAAGUUCAUCUAGUGGAUCUGGCUGGAAGUGAGAGGGCUACUGCUACAGGAGCAACAGGUCAAAGGUUACGUGAAGGAGGAAGUAUCAAUAAAUCUCUUGUCUCUCUUGGAACUGUUAUCAAACAAUUAGCCGAGGUAUCAGAGAAAGGGUUGAGGGCUGGAAAGGGGCAUUUCAUUCCAUACAGAGAUUCUGUACUCACAUGGUUGUUGAAGGACAGUCUAGGUGGAAACUCUAGAACUAUCAUGGUUACAACUAUAUCACCUGCCGAUGUGAACUAUGCAGAGACAUUGAGUGCCCUCAGAUAUGCUAAUAGAGCCAAGAACAUUAUCAACAGACCCACUGUAAAUGAGGAUAAGAAUGUGAAGAUUAUACGAGAACUGAGAGAGGAAAUAGAACGUUUGAAAGCUAUGGUUGGUGGCGAUAUUGAUAGUAUAUCAGCACCUAAAGUGAAAGAGAGGCUACAUGAAAGUGAGGCUAGAAUGAAAGUACUGACAGAAGAAUGGAGUGAGAAAUGGAAAGAUAUUGCAAAUAUACUAAAGGAGCAGGGUACUCUAGCGUUGAGGAAGGAGGGUGCUGGUGUUGUUCUGGACUCAGCGUUACCUCAUCUUAUUGGUAUAGAUGAUGAUAUUCUCAGUACAGGCAUUAUGCUGUUCCAUCUAAAGGUUUAUAUUAAUUCAUAUGAGCCGCGUCAUGACAAAACCAACAUAAUGGGUUUGCAACCAGCAUGGAUCCAGACCAGUCUGCGCAUCUCAGGAGAGGAAGUAGAGAAGGAACAUUGUGUGAUAGAGAACGUGGACAACACUGUCACAUUAUACCCGGGUGACGAGGCAUUGUGCUGUGUGAACGGCAAUAUUGUAUCAGAACAUAUCAAACUUACUCAAGGAGCGGUGGUUGUUCUGGGAAAGACAAAUAUGUUCAGAUACAAUAACCCAGUAGAGGCAGCCAAGAUGAAAGAGGAACUAAAAAAGAAGCACAUUUUUGUGCUCAAGAGUGGGAUGUCUAUAUCUCUGUCACGUACAUCACUUAUCAGCCAGUCUAUGACAGACCUGUACAAAUCAUCUGAAAAUCUUUCUGGCUCUGGAUGGGAAUUAGAUAGCUCUCACAGGGAAGAACAAGAGAAAAUUGAAGAACUUAAAUGUCAGAUUAAGGUUUUAGAAGAUCGUUACCAUGCCGAGGAAGAGGAACGUCUCAACAAACAGGUUGCCAUGGAGAUAGAAUUAGAGAGGAAACAAAAUCAGCUAAAUAAGGCAAACAAAGAUCUUGAAAAAGUGCAGACAGAAGUUUUACAGGCACACCAGUUUGACCAUAUCCCUAUAAAACUGCCAAAGGGUGCUCAGAUAGAUGAUUUGUUAACAAAGUUAGAUGAUCGGGAAAUAAAGCUGAUAGAAACCAGCAGGCAGACAAGUGACACAUUACAUUUGAAACUGGAGACUUUGAGAAAUGAUAAUGAAGUACAUAAAAAGAAUGUACAGGCUCAGUUAGUUCUGCUUGAAGACAGGUGUAGACUGAAAGAUAAUGAGAUAAAAUUGCUGGAAGAUGAACUAAAUGUUAAAACAAUGGCAGCUAAAGAACAAGAUAUGGAGGAUCAGAAAGUGAUUGAUACAGAGCAACAACAAAUAAACAAACUUAAAAAAGACUUUGAGAUAAUAUUUCAUGAAAAGUUGGAGGAAAAUGAAUCUUUAAAAGGAAAAUUUCAAGAAAUUAAGGAGGAGGAAAUUCAGUUGAAAUCUCAGUUUGACAAAAAAGAAAUUGAAAUGAAGGAGAGAUGGAAGAGUGACGUUGAUGACAUUUCUAAAGAGAAUCAUGAGAUUGAAGAAGCUUGGAAUGAUUUAAAUGAUCAGGAAAGAGAAUAUGAUGAAUGUUUGAAAUCGGAAACAUUGACUGAUAAAGAAAGGAGGGAUAUUGAAAUAGAGAAAGAACAGUUAGAAGAAGCAAAAUGUUUAUUAAAACUUGAAGAAAAGAAAGUUGCAACGAAAGAGAGGAAAAUUCUUGAUGCAAUUGAAGUAGAAAUGGACAGAUGGGAAAAUUAUAAACAUUCUGAAGAGGCCAGGAUUGAUAAAAUGAAAAAGGAAUUGGCUAAACAGGCAGAAAGUUCAGAAUUAAAUUCAAUAAGUAGUAAAAUAGAUGAAAUGGAAGAAAAUGUGGCAGAAAUGGUUAGUGAUUUAAAAAAGCAAAAGGUUGUGUUGAAAGAAUUUAACAAAGACAUUGAACAAAGGAAAUCUGAAUUUCUAGACCAAAAGGAAGAUAUAAUGAGGGAAAAAGAGGCACUGAGUAGUUCACAGUGUCAGGCUGUCAUUAAACUGGAAGAGGAGAUUAUAUCUGUCAAUGAAGAAUUAAAUUCAGUAGAGGAAAAUCUCAGUGAAGAAUUAAAGGAGAUUCAGGAAGAAAGAAAAAGCUUGUUAUUAUUAAAGAAGUCUCAGAGUAUGGCAGAUUCAGGUAUAGGUGAUCUAGAUGAACAGUUACAACAGGUGCAAUUAACUGAUGAAGAUCAACUUAGAAUAGAACAAAAGAGAAAGGAGCUAGAAGAGUUACAGGAAGCUGUUGAUAGGGCACAAGAAAUAUUGGAGGAUAAAGUACGUAACUUUGACCAGGCACGAGAUUACGAGCUGGAUAUUAUAGAACUGGAGAAAGAUAACCUGCAGGAGAGAGUUAGACAAGACAGGAUAAAUGCACUAGUAGAACAGGAGGUAAAGAGAAGAAUGUUUGAGGAGAAACUUCAGCGGGAACAAAAACGUCAGCUGGAGCGAGACAAAGAGAAGAGGGAGAGGGAGGAAGAAAUUAAACGACUGAAAGAUGCUCAUCAUAGAGAAAUGAAACAACUUAAAGCCAGAUUUGAGAAAAGGAGUGGAUCAAUAGGAAAGGGUAUUACACCAACUCUAUCAAACCCCUACGCUUCUGUCAUGUCAGCUGAUUCAGAGGGAGAGGUUCUCAGGAGAAAAAGUGUAAGUUAGAUAUGUAUGACCUAACCUGUUAAAUAUUUGAUAAAAUCUAAAAAUA